CGGGGGGGGGGGGGAGCUCGGCCCCCUGGGUCCCCCCGACCCCGCCCCCUGCCCCGGCCACGCGGUUUGCGGCCGCCCGCGGCUGAUGUCACCCCGCAGCUGCUGCCGGACGGAGCCGCUGGCGGAGUUUAAUCCGGAGCCGGACCGGAGCGGGCCGGGCUCGGGGGGCCCGGGGGGCCCGGGCUGGCGGCGCUUUGAGGCCCCUUCCUGGGACUCGCCCCGCAACAAAAGGACCGAGCUGGGAUGGGCCGCUAGCCCCGGAGCGCGGGGCCCUUCCCGGGCAGCCCGGCCGGCGGUGAGUGCUGGGGGGCCGGGGGCCUUCCUCCGAAGAGCAGUGACCCCCCCUCGCUCACAGGCGCCCCCCCACAGGUUCCCUGUGUGGAUGGCUGCAGGGCCCUGGCUCCCGCCCAGCAUGGAGCCCGACCUCCUGCCCCUCGUCCUGACAGCCGAGCCCUGGGGCUUUAACCAGCAGGCCACGGAGCUGGGGCCGGGCGCCCCCGGCCUGGAACCCUGCAGCCUGGAGCUGGAGCGUCGCUACCAGGCCGUGCCCGCCGCCGUCUGCGCCCUCUGCUGCCUCUUCGGCGUCAUCUACAGCUGCUUCGGUUACCGCUGCUUCAAAGCCAUCAUGUUCCUGUCGGGGCUCCUCUUCGGCUCCCUGGUCAUCUUCCUGCUGUGCUACAAGGAGCGAGUCCUGGAGACGCAGCUGAGCCUGGAAGUGAGCGCGGGCAUCGCGCUGGGCAUCGGGGCGCUGUGCGGGCUGGUCACCAUGCUGGUGCACAGCGUGGGGCUCUUCAUGACGGGGCUGCUGCUGGGGCUGCUGCUGGCCACGGCCGCCCUGGUGGCCACCGAGCCGCUCUACCAGCCGCAGAGCCUGUGGGUGCCCGUGGGCAGCCUGCUGGGGCUGGCGCUGCUCUGCGCCCUGCUGGCCCUGCGCUGGCAGAAGCCGCUCACCGUGCUGUCCACGGCCGUCUUCGGGGCCGCCGUCAUCGUGGUCUGCGUGGACUAUUUCGUGGAGCUGCUGGCCCUGCUGCACCACGUCUAUGACCGGCUGCGCCUGGCGCCCUCCUCCCCGCUCUGCUGGCACAGCUGGGCCGUGCUGGCGCUCUGGCCGGCCCUCAGCCUGCUGGGCCUCCUGCUGCAGUGGAAACUGACGGCCGGGGGCUACUCGCACACGGACGUGAUCAUCAGCCGGCGGCAGCAGCGGUUGCAGCUGCUGCGGAUCCGGCAGAGGGAGGCCAAGAAGCGGCAGAGCCUCCCCCCGCAGGAGGGCAGCUACCGGCGCAAGCCCAACCCCGUCAAGCGCUACGCGGGCGACGUCCUGGCGCCGAGCUACAUCCAGAGCCUGCGGGAUCGCCAGCUGGGCACCGGCACCGCCCACACCAUCCUCGACCUGGACUACGACUGCGGCUCCACCGUGCCCCUGACGGCCCCCACGCCCGGCGGGCGCCUCUGACGGGGGCAGGGGCUUCACUUCAUUCCACUUGUGCCUUAGGGGAGGAGGCGGCAGCGGUGGGGGGAGGGCAGGGGGACCGUUUUGCUGGUGACACUUGACCCUCCCUCACCCCUCCUGGCGCCCUCUCCCCAGUCCAGCAGCUGCGCUGCCCACGUGGCCCGGGCACCUGCCCGCCUGCCCCUUUAAAUAUUCAAAGCAGCUGCCUUCCCCUGCCCCUAUUGGCCUGUCCAGAGGGGAGGCGGGGCUCCGGGGGCCACAGCUGGUUCCUUUCGACCAGUGUCAGGUUGGGGACCCUCCUCUGGGCCCCCCUAUAACGUCCAGAGUUUCAGAGUCCCCUGUCCCCCCGUCCCCCCCCGGCACUGGGGUGGGGGCAGAGCCCCCUGCCCAUUGCUGGGGGGUUCUGCCUGGGGGCCCUGAGUUAAAUCUCUCCCAAGGCCAGGAGGGGCCUGGGGGGGCUGCAGGUGGAGCAGCCGCAGGGGCCCAGACGCCGUGCGGAGGGGCUGGCCUGGAGCCCUUUGCUCUGGGGCAAGCCGCGGCCUUGGUACAGAGCAUUCUGGGAAGUCAGCAGCCGGCCCCAGGGGGCACAGGGAGCGCCCAGGCUCGGGGCACUGGAGCCAUCGCAGACACCCUGCAAGGGGGGGGCGUCCCCUGCCGGGGCUGGGCCCAGCGGGGUGGGGCCCAGACCCCCACCCCGGCCUGCGAGGGCGCCAGCUGGAGCCCAGCCCCGCUAACUCUUCUAGCAGUACUUUGCUUUUGUACUUUUCUAACCCGCGGGCUCUGGCACCAGCCAUGGGGGAGGGGAGCCCUGGCCCCACAUCUCAGCCCUGGCUCCAGGGGGGAGCCGGUCCCCCUGUUUAUACGCUGUGUACUGUACGGGGGGGGCCCCAUUAAACUGCCUUACGGAGC
Molecule: messenger RNA, 2359 nt
Organism: Chelonia mydas (Green sea turtle)
Lineage: Eukaryota; Metazoa; Chordata; Testudines; Cheloniidae
Product: transmembrane protein 198
Exons: 6
Coding region: 86-1453 (455 amino acids)
Cellular component (GO): plasma membrane; vesicle membrane
Source: RefSeq, a predicted model, not a curated record